GGACGAGCGAUCAGAACACAAGGCGGGAAUAAAGCCAUAACUCAAGGGGCAACUGCUACGAUUGGGAUCCAGCUUUGUCCAGCCGUGGUUUCAAAUUUGCUAUCGGUUUGAUUAGAAUAAAGCGGAGUAUAUUAUAUACUACUCCGUAUAGCUUGAUAAUAUAUACAUGAUGGAUUCAUCAUCGGUGAGAUUGAAGAGAUUUAGUUGCCUAGUCUUAAUUGUGACGAUGACGAUGAUCACUACAACCUCGUCGGUGCUAACCAUAACGCAAGAGGGGCACGAGAAAUGGAUGAAUUACUAUGGGCGUGUGUAUGAAGACGAGAUGGAGAAGGAGUUUCGGUUCGCAGUAUUCAAAGAGAACCUGGAGUUCAUUCACGCCUUCAACCGGGAGAAGAAGAACCGGUCUUUUAGGCUCGGCGUCAAUGCCUUCGCUGAUUUGACUAAUCAAGAAUUCCGAGCCCUUAGAACCACUGGAUACAAUAGUAGCCGCCGCAAUCUUCAUCUCAAUGAUAAUAAUGAUGGGAAGCCUUCUUCCCACGACACCUUUAAAUACAGGAAUUUCACUGCAAUUCCAACGAGCCUCAAUUGGAAGAAGAAAGGAGCUGUUACUCCUGUCAAGGAUCAAGGCCAAUGUG
This is a messenger RNA of Cuscuta epithymum, 635 nucleotides long. Lineage: Eukaryota; Viridiplantae; Streptophyta; Magnoliopsida; Solanales; Convolvulaceae. The record is from the annotation of a GenBank genome assembly.